Messenger RNA from Oreochromis aureus, 2434 nucleotides. RefSeq lists its product as uncharacterized. The transcript has 2 exons. NCBI's taxonomy places the organism in Eukaryota, Metazoa, Chordata, Actinopteri, Cichliformes, Cichlidae. The record is from RefSeq and is a predicted model, not a curated record. Bases 100 to 1872 code for a protein of 590 amino acids.
UGUUUAGGGUUAUUUAUACAAGUGUGUAUUGGUAAUUAUUAUUAACCUGUAGAUAUAUCUACUUUUUGAAGAUUUUGAAUAGUAUACAUUUUUCAGGGAAUGGCACCAAUGUCUGCUGCGGAGAAGCAGCGGCGCUACCGAGCACGUCGUGAUGCUGACCCUGAGAGAAGACAGAUAUAUCUCAAUAAAGAGAAAGAGAAGUGGAGAAAGGACAGAGAGGAAGGGAAAAAAAAGAAAGUGGCAGAUCUCAGUGAACGACAGAAGAGAGCACAGAGAAAGCAGUGGCGAGAAAGGAAAAGAAAGCAGAGGGCUAGUGCCAAAGGCAGGACAGAAUUUGAGGCUAUGAAUACUCCUCCCCUAAGUCCAGAAUAUUCCCUAGAGCCAGAAAAUGCCCCACAACCAGGACCCUCAAGGCAAUACAUUGUUGGACGAAGGAAUAUUAGACAGGGAAGAAGGAGACUCAAGAAUGAAAUUAAAGAGCUAAAGGCCUUGUUGGAAAAGGAAAAGAGAAAAAAAGAAAAAUACAAGAAGAGGUGCCAGCGUUUGGGUGGGGAAAAAAAAUCCCCACGUUCUAAAGUGGAUGCACUGCUGCGUCAUGAAACAGUUAGCAACACAAUUAGGAAAAGACUAUUACUGCAGGAAUCAAUCAUUGAGGAAAUCAGGAAUAAAUACAAAAACACCAAAAAGGAACGAGAGAGGCAAAUUAUUGCAAAAACGACAAUAGGAAAAAUUAUAAAGAAAUACAGGCUACAGAGGGCUGCACAGACAGCUCUAGGCUUUUCAAAAAAGCGUGUUCAAAGACAAGAUGGAGGGCUCAUAACCUUUGAAAGAAAGGAAAGCAAUAGAUUACCAGUUGAUUGCAAGCAGAAAAUAAAGGCCUUCUUCUUAAGAGAUGACGUCAGUCGGAUGACAACAGGACGAAAGCAAACUGUAACUCAAAAGAAAAUAAAAAAACAGAAACGUUUGCUAACUGAUUCACUGAAGAAUCUGCACCAUAAGUUUCUUUCAGAAACUGAGCAUCAGGUCUCAUAUUCUUGUUUCUGCACCUUAAGACCAUUUUGGGUUGUGGUGCCCACAGAAGCUGAUCGUGAAACCUGUCAGUGCAGGACACAUGAGAACUUACAGUUCAUGGCCAAUGCCCUGUACGUCCAAGGUCUGUCAGCAACAAAACACAUUGAAGAGAUGGUAGAUGCAACAAUGUGUGAUGCUAAAUCCAAAGUCUGUGCAUACGGUGAGUGCAAAGACUGUUUCAGUACAACACACACACUCUUGAGACCUCCUAACAACACAGAGAUAGCCUUUACCAAGUGGUCUCUAGAAGAGAAUGAAAAAUUAAAUGAUGGAGAGGUAUCUGGUAAAAAGUCAACAAUUACAGUGAAGACAACUGUCAUGACAACAGAGGAUGCACUUGCAGGGGAAUUUCAUGACGGACUACUCAGAUUUAGGCGGCACGUCUUUAAUAUCCGAUGGCAGUAUAGGGCCUACAGACAACUGAGAGAAAAUUUGAGAAACGAUGAAUGUCUGCUACAUGUAGAUUUCAGUGAGAACUACUCCUGUAAGUAUUCUCAAGAAGUACAAGCAGUCCACUUCGGAGGGUCACACCAGCAGGCAACCCUACAUACUGGAGUACUGUACACUGCAGCUGAACAGUCACCAGUAACAUUCUGCUCUAUCUCACCUUCCAGGCGGCAUGAUCCCCCUGCGAUAUGGGCCCAUCUUGACCCUGUGUUAGACAUGAUCAGAGAAAGAUACCCUCUUAUCAAACACCUCCAUGUCUUCAGCGAUGGUCCAGCUACACAAUACAAACAAAAGGGCAACUUUUACCUGCUCUCAAAAGAGCCAUUCAAAAAAGGGUUCAAAAACAUCAGCUGAUAUCCCCAACGCAGAAGCCAUGUUUCACAAGCUGAGAGACAUGGGCACUUCAGUGGAACUUUUUUUUGUGGGAGAAGAUGAUGUUGAGAGGAAAGUAAAAGAAAUUAUUGAUGGACCGACACUUGUGCCUGUCAAAGGAACCAUGAAAAUCCACCAAGUACUCAGUUUCUCUCCAGGAACAAUAAAAUACAGGGACAUAACCUGCCUUUGCCAGGCAGACAAAGGUGUACUGGACUGUGAAUGCUAUGGCCUGAAGGAGAUAAGCCUUAGUCAAGAGGCAAGUCCACAUUGCACUGAGGGACUAACCCGGCCUGAGAACAUCACAAAAGAUCAUAUUGGUCAGUGGUGCAUUAUCAACUACGAUGGUGAACCCUACCCAGGAAUCAUUCUGGAGGUUGAAGAGGAUGUUAAAGUGAAAUGCAUGCACAAGAACGGGACCAACAAGUUCCACUGGCCAAGUCCACGUGAGGACAUAACCUGGUAUAGGGAUGACCAGGUUGUGUGUCUGAUGAAAGAACCAACACCUUUGAAUAAGAGGUCAGUUCAGCUGGAGAGGAAAGUG